Helobdella robusta is the source of this 612-nucleotide messenger RNA. RefSeq lists its product as hypothetical. The transcript has a single exon. Bases 1 to 612 code for a protein of 203 amino acids. Lineage: Eukaryota; Metazoa; Annelida; Clitellata; Rhynchobdellida; Glossiphoniidae. The record is from RefSeq and is a predicted model, not a curated record.
AUGUCCAGUUUAAUUUUUCGCUAUAAGCUAAAAAAAUAUGCCCGUUCGAGGAUCAACAAUGAUGAUCAGCACGAGUUGGAAGAAAUUGACGGAUUGAUCAAGGAUCUCGAGAUAACUUUCUACAACACCCACCACCUGUUGAUCACUUGUAAUAAUGUAGUUCAAGAAGACGUCUGUCUCUUAAACGCGUCCGACCAGGUACAGGUGUUGUACCACAAUGACAACAUGCAAUUUCACAUCAGACACCAGCGUUUCACGCACAAGUUUAGGUUGAAGUUCAUGGAUAAUUCAAAAGAAACUGCCGUCGUUAGCUGCUUAGCGUGCUGUAAAGUUUUGUCGUCGUAUGUAGUCCCUAAAGAUGCAAACAGGACGAAAGAUAAAAAUAGCCUGAAACUUCUGAACUCCGAGGAUGGGGUUGCAUCCACACAGCAACUUGCCAAAGCUGUUAUUAAUCCUACAUCUACAAGCUAUUUGCCCAUGAUUUAUCAUCAGACUUCUAUUGACAGUGAUAUUGAAGCAUAUUUGAAAGAUUUCAUUGACAUUUGUUUGUGUGAUUCAAGUUUUCCAGCAUUUGUGAAGCAGGUUGAGAGAAUCCUUAAAUUGAAUGGCUGA